AUGAACCAGCUGGCACAGCAGAGCACUCCGGGUCUGAGGGAGCCGCUCUCCCUGCAGCAGGCGGGCGGCCAGAGAGGACCGGCUGGGAGCGGGGACCGGAGCGGGACCCCGGGGGGACCUGAGCGCCGUUGCGCCGCCGUUCCGGGCAGGUCCGCGCAGACAUGCAGCGGCGGAGGCCGGGCGCGCCCCUGGGCCUCGCCCCCGCGCGGGGGCUCUGAGCACCGGCCGUCCCCACGACUGCGCCCUGGCGCCGAGACUCGCCGCGCUGAGCCGCCUCGGGACGGAGCCACGCGGCGCUGGGCCUGGGCCGCGGUCGUGGUCCUCCUCGGGCCGCAGCUCGUGCUCCUCGGGGGCGUCGGGGCCCGGCGGGAGGCACAGAGGACGCAGCAGCCUGGCCGGCGCGCAGAUCCCCCCAAGGCCACCGCCAGCGCGUCCUCCCGCGAGGGGCUGCCCGAGGCCCCCAAGCCAUCCCACUCCUCAGGACCUGAGUUCUCCGACGCUCACAUGACAUGGCUGAACUUUGUCCGGCGGCGGCGGCCGGACGACGGCGCCUUGAGGAAGCGGUGCGGACAAGAAGCUGGUGAGCCCCGCCUGGGCUGCUGCAGGCGGGAUCUCUUCGGUCCCCCAGGACCUCCAGGUGCAGAAGUGACCCCGGAGACGCUUCACAAGUUUCAGGAGCUGCUGAAAGGGGCCAUGGAGCACCGGUUCUCAGGGCUUGUGGACCCGCUGCUGCCCCAGGGGGUGGCCCUGUGGCUGGUGGGCGAGGCCUUUCACUGCCGGCUGCAGGGCCCCCGCCAGGUGGAAAAGCGGACGCUGGUGGAGCUGCAUGGUUUCCAGGCGCCUGCUGCCCAAGGUGCCUUCCUCCGAGGCUCCGGUCUGAGCCUGGCCUCGGGUCGGUUCACGGCCCCCGUGUCCGGCAUCUAGUUCUCUGCCAGUCUGCACGUGGACCACAGUAAGCUGCAGGGCAAGGCCCGGCUGCGGGCCCGGGACGUGGUGCGUGUUCUCAUCUGUAUUGAGUCCCUGUGCCAGCGCCACACGUCCCUGGAGGCCAUCUCAGGCCUGGAGAGCAACAGCAGGGUCUUCACAGUGCAGGUGCAGGUGAGUCCGGGCCGGGCUGGACAAUACGCUUCUGUGUUUGUGGACAACGGCUCCGGGGCCUUCCUCACCAUCCAGGCGGGCUCCAGCUUCUCCGGGCUGCUCCUGGGCACGUGA
Pongo pygmaeus (Bornean orangutan) is the source of this 1212-nucleotide messenger RNA. It is a transcript of the gene C1QTNF12, whose product is annotated as C1q and TNF related 12. The record is from RefSeq and is a predicted model, not a curated record. Gene Ontology annotation, molecular function: hormone activity. Gene Ontology annotation, biological process: positive regulation of insulin receptor signaling pathway; negative regulation of gluconeogenesis; positive regulation of D-glucose import across plasma membrane. Lineage: Eukaryota; Metazoa; Chordata; Mammalia; Primates; Hominidae.